Homalodisca vitripennis (glassy-winged sharpshooter) is the source of this 3011-nucleotide messenger RNA. RefSeq lists its product as uncharacterized. Bases 99 to 671 code for a protein of 190 amino acids. The transcript is spliced from 7 exons. The record is from RefSeq and is a predicted model, not a curated record. Lineage: Eukaryota; Metazoa; Arthropoda; Insecta; Hemiptera; Cicadellidae.
CAUGUAACUGGUCAGAAACAGUGGUAACUGCCGCCAAAACCCCAACUUUAUUAGUUUGUGUUAUCUUUGAUUUUGUUUUGACCAGAAUUUUAGGUAAAAUGCCCAAAAGAGAGAGAACCUGGGAGUGUGAACAUGAAAGGCAGAAGAAACAGUACAUUACUGGACGAAAGUUUAGUACUGAAAGUAGUCAACCAUCAAUGGAUGACAUAUAUGAUAAAACUUUUAAGUAUCUAUAUGAUGGAGCAAAAAAACCAAUAGAUACUCUUAUUCCCAUGACCAUGGAAUACGAGGAUGAAGAGAUGGUACUUGGAACAUCUGAAGAUGAUACUCAACCUUUAGAUGGUAUACAGCCAGUGCAUGAUGUACAUCAGGCUGAAGAGAAUACCCAGUAUCCUGAUUCAGGGUUUAUGGACUCUGAUGGUUCUUGUUGCUUACCAGAUCACAAAGUUUUAUGCGGUAUUGAAAACCAAGUGCCAAACAAUAACCUCUACAUGGGUGACAUUACCUGCAACUGUAAAUCCAUGAAACAGACCACUCUCGAGCAAUUCUGGCUGUCUAAAAAAGGCAGAGAGCUUAAGAUUCAGGAGGGCAUAAUGUCUCCCACCCAUAAAAUCAAAGGAACUGGCCCAAAGGAGAUGUGGCAACAAUCCUGCUUUUCGCAGAGAUUUUAGCUGUGUAUUUGACAAGCAUCAAGUUACCAUACACCAAGUGAUGUGAAAAGUAUACGCUUCAGCAAGGAUUUUCGUUCCUUUUCUUCAAUAGGGCUAGUAAUUUUAAAAUUUUGCUCAACAGCUCAUUUGUUCUGUUAUCAACAUUUCUUAGUCAUUACUUGUUUUGUGCUAUUUUAUUCUUGUAUGUGAGUUUAUUUUAGUAAAUUAGUGUUAAAUAACACCCGCUGUAUAUUAACUAUUCCAAAUUUUAUGCUUUACCUAACCGAUAACAAUAUUAGGAAUAUUUCAUUUCCAUUUCAAUUGGCCAAUCAAUAUGUUGUAAUACUAGACUGAUUAAUCAUGUAUCAUUAUUUCCUGAAAACUGAUUAAUUGUUAUAAUUUACUGGGCACAACUGUUGCACAUUUUAACUUUUCUUGACUGGUCAUUUUCACUACUCCUGAAUAUACUCACUCAAUCAAUCAAUCAUUAAAGUUCCAUCAAGGCAAGUAGUAGUUUUAAUAUUUUGUUCAACAGCUCAUUAAUUUAAUUAUUAAUUUAGUUUAAUCAUUGUUCUGUUAUCAACAUUUCUUUGUCUUUACUUGUUUUGUGCUAUUUUAUUUUUGUAUGUGAGUUUAUUUUAGUAAAUUAGUGUUAAAUAACACCCGCUGUAUAUUAACUAUUCCAAAUUUUAUGCUUUACCUAUCCGAUAAAAAUAUUAGGAAUAUUUCAUUUUCAUUGGCCAAUCAAUAUGUUAUAAUACUAGACUGAUUAAUCAUGUAUCAUUAUUCCCUGAAAACUGAUCAAUUGUUAUAAUUUACUGGGCACAACUGUUGCACAUUUUAACUUUUCUUGACUGGUCAUUUUCACUACUCUUGAAUAUACUCAUUCAAUCAAUCAAUCAUUAAAGUUCCAUCAAGGCAAGUAGUAGUUUUAAAAUUUUGGUCAGGAGCUCAUUAAUUUAGUUUGAUCAUUGUUCUGUUAUCAACAUUUCUUUGUCAUUACUUGUUGUGCUAUUUUAUUCUUGUAUGUGAAUUUAGUUUAGUAAAUUAGUGUUAAAUAACACCCGCUGUAAAUAAAUUAACUAUUCCAAAUUCUACACUUGACCUAGCCGAUAAAAAUAUUAGGAAUAUUUCAUUUCAAUUGGCCAAUCAAUAUGUUGUAAUACUAGACUGAUUAAUCAUGUAUCAUUAUUUCCUGAAAACUGAUUAAUUGUUAUAAUUUACUGGGCACAACUGUUGCACAUUUUAACUUUUCUUGACUGGUCAUUUUCACUACUCCAGAAUAUACUCAUUCAAUCAAUCAAUCAUUAAAGUUCCAUCAAGGCAAGUAGUAGUUUUAAUAUUUUGUUCAACAGCUCAUUAAUUUAAUUAUUAAUUUAGUUUAAUCAUUGUUCUGUUAUCAACAUUUCUUUGUCAUUACUUGUUUUGUGCUAUUUUAUUCUUGUAUUUGAGUAGUUUAGUGAAUCAGUUUUAAAUGGCAUCCACUGUAAAUGAACUAUUCUAAAUUUUACACUUGACCUAUCCGAUAAAAUAUUAGGAAUAUUUCAUUUCCAUUGGCUAAUCAAUAUGUUAUAAUACUAGACUGAUUAAUCAUAUAUUAAUAUUCUCUCAGAACUGAUUAAUUGUUUAUUAAUUUCUUGCAUAAUGUGCAUAACUGUUGCACAUUUUAACUUGUCUUUACUGGUUUUUUCACUUCUCCUGAAUACACUCAUUCGAUAAAUCAUUAAAGUUCCAUCAAGGCAAGUUAUGUGUUUUGUACAUUUACAUUUAAGAUACUGGCAGCAAGUGGGAUACAGAGCCUUUAAAAACUUUUAAAAUAUUAAAUUUAUUCUGCAAUCAAUUAAAUAUUUUGUAUUAGAGUGGAAGCCGCUCGGUCCGGGUCAGCCGCGCUAACGCGCCGCGCCGUAGGAAGAACGCCACAAAUAAAAGGAUGUGAUCAUUUAGUAAGAUUUAAGACUGAUUAUUUUUAAUCUCUGUAUAGAUGAAGUUAUUUGUAACUUGUAUUUGUGAUUGUCAUAAUUCUCAUUUAUUCAAAGACUCUUUAGUUUAGAAAAUUAAAAUCAUUUAAUACAUGUGCCUGUAACUCUUAGUGUUCUAUGUUUUUGUACAACUGGAUACUUGUGAAAUGGUUAUCAGUGUCAUUUUAUCUCCAGUUAUAAAUUUUAUCAAACUAAGUUUAAGAAACAGUAUGACAGCUGCCAUACAUAGCAAUGGUAGUUAAAUAUGGUUAUAAUGUCAAUUAACAUAUCAUGUAAAAAUAAAAUGUUUGGUUUGUUACAUAACUUAAUGUUUCUUCACAUGUAUAUAAUUUCAUACAAUCUCUGGAUGUUGAGAAAAAACAAAUAAACGUUUUUGUUAUAA